Phacochoerus africanus (Common warthog) is the source of this 2110-nucleotide messenger RNA. RefSeq names its product fucosyltransferase 10 (gene POFUT3). Gene Ontology annotation, cellular component: Golgi membrane. Lineage: Eukaryota; Metazoa; Chordata; Mammalia; Artiodactyla; Suidae. The record is from RefSeq and is a predicted model, not a curated record. The coding region runs from base 342 to 1901 and encodes 519 amino acids. Gene Ontology annotation, molecular function: alpha-(1->3)-fucosyltransferase activity. The transcript has 5 exons.
AGCCGAGGUCCCACUAGCGUUUGAACCGGCCUCCGAGAAAACCCGGAUCCGGGAUUGCGGGGCCGGACCGCGCGGAGGGUUACCCCUUUUCCAAAUCUCUCCGAGUCUGCGCCUGAGCUCCAGCCCGGCGGGAACUGAAAGUGGGAAACCUCCGGGCUGCAGACCGCCCAGCAAGCCUCGGUCUCCUCAACGAGAUUUUUUUUGAUGCUGUUUGGCUUAAGGAAUCUCCAGCUGCUCUGAUGAUAGCUUAAGAAGACUGUGUGCUGUUCCCUUUCAAUGCCAGGCCUGGCCUGCUCAGACCUUGGAUCUCUGUCCUUCAUGGAGACCAGGUCCCAGCAGGAAUGGCAGAGGAGCAAAUUGGCACCCAGAUGGUUCCUCCACGUGAAGGUGCCUUGUGCUGCGGGCUGGCUCAGGAGCACCUGGUAACCAGGCUGCCCCCUGCCAGUCACCUGGGGCAGGGCAGCAUGGUUCGGAUACGGAGGAAGAAGCUUUUGGCAUCUUGCCUGUGCGUCUCAGCUACCGUCUUUCUGCUCGUCACGCUCCAGGUAGUAGUUGAGCUGGGAAAAUUUGAAGGGAAGAACUUUAAAAAUUCAAAUUUGAAAGAUGGAUAUGCAGAAAUGGAAAAAGAGCCUGUACCUCUCCAUCCGUUCCUCAAGAGAGAAGGACUCAGCCUGAAUAAGAAAAACACACUGGCAGCUGAUAGCUACCCCAUCAUGCUCUGGUGGUCCCCACUGACUGGGGAGACUGGCAGGCUUGGCCAGUGUGGGCUGGAUGCUUGCUUCUUCACCAUCAACCGGACCUACCUCCAUCAUCAGAGGACCAAAGUGCUCCUCUUCUAUGGUACUGACUUUAACAUAGAUAGCUUACCUCUACCUCGGAAAGCCCAUCACGACUGGGCCCUUUUUCACGAAGAGUCUCCGAAAAACAAUUAUAAGCUCUUUCACCAGCCAGUCAUCACCUUGUUUAACUACACCGCCACCUUCAGCCGCCAUUCCCACCUGCCGUUAACUACCCAGUACCUGGAGGGCCCAGAGGUCUUGACGUCACUCCAAUACCUGGUCCCCUUGCAGUCCAAAAACAACCUUCGAAAGAGCCUUGCUCCGCUGGUGUAUGUACAGUCUGACUGUGACCCACCUUCAGAUAGGGACAGCUAUGUUCGAGAACUUAUGACGUACAUCGAGGUUGAUUCCUAUGGUGAGUGCUUGCGAAACAGAGAUCUCCCUCAGCCGCUGAACAGUCCAGCCUCUAUGGACGCCGAAGGCUUUUAUAGGAUCCUUGCCCAGUAUAAGUUCAUCCUUGCUUUUGAGAAUGCGGUUUGCGAUGACUACAUCACAGAGAAGUUCUGGAGACCUCUGAAGCUGGGGGUCGUCCCUGUGUAUUACGGGUCCCCCAGUAUCGCAGACUGGCUUCCGAGCAAUAGAAGUGCCAUUCUGGUAUCAGCUUUUUCUCACCCUCGAGAACUGGCAAGUUACAUUAGACAGCUGGAUCACGAUGACCGACUGUAUGCAGCCUACCUGGAGUGGAAGCUGAAGGGCGAGAUCUCCAACCAUCGCCUCCUCACUGCUCUCAGGGAACGGAAGUGGGGGGUGCAGGACAUCACGCAGGAAAACUACAUCGAGGCCUUCGAGUGCAUGGUGUGCACCAAGGUGUGGGAUAACAUUAGGCUGCAGGAAAAGGGCUUACCACCGAAAACGUGGAAGGCAGAUGUUUCCCACUUGAGCUGUCCAGAGCCAACAGCGUUUGCUUUCUCGCCUCUGACCCGACCUAGAAGCUCUUUGCGAGAGAUGUGGAUCCCAAGCUUCCAGCAGUCCAAGAAAGAAGCCCGGGCGCUAAGGUGGCUGGUUGAUAGGAAUCAAAACUUUUCAACUCAAGAGUUUUGGGCCCUAGUAUUCAAGGACUAAUAUCAGAAAGUAUCAGAGUUUUCUUUUCUGGGUUGCCUUAAUAUUUGAAUAUAAUAUAAUAGCUACUUGGUUGACCAUCCAUUAGGAUAAGAAUGAAUAGCUAUGGUAGGCAUAAUGAGCUCGAUUGAAUAAUAGAUAGGAAUUAUCCUGAGGGGUCACUUCUCUUUUUUUUAUACUAAAAAAGUACAUUCGUAUUUUUUCUUUCCUUU